CCUACAGAGUGGAGGAGAGGUAAAUAUCAAUCUACAUUUGUCAAUAAUCAAUGCAUUAUUGUUGGUCAAAACAGCACCAUUAAUCAAAAACUAAAAUAAAUGGUUGAGUAAAUUAAGUGUGCAAUAAGGUGAUUGUAUUCUUCUGACUUCAUGUGUCAUCUUAAAUCUAUGUUAAGAAAAAUUCUAAUAAUUUUAGCAUCAGCGUUGGUUUCCAUGCUUGUUUGUUUACCGUUCUUCUUCUUCUCCUAUAAGGCAGAUUUGCUGUGAUGUUUUUCUCGCUUCCCUUUUAUAAAUCAUCCAAGAUCAAAUGUGGACCCUCAUGUGCAUCAGGCUCCACAAUGGACUGUGAUGGGGCUUUAAAGUCAAGAUGCUUUGCUCCAAAGAGCUAAAAACACAUCGGAGCACGACAGUGUUGGUUGGCAUUUGCAACUUGCUGAACGACCGAAGCUACAGACGCUGAGAAGGAAGAAGAGAAGAUCGUUCUGCAGCAGGUAAUCAUCAUCUUCAACAUCUGCAUCAUCUCCACCAUGAAGACGCUGACUCUGUCUGCACUUCUUUGUGCCAUGAUGGCUCUGACCAGAGCUGCUGCUCUUCCAGACGCAGAGGCUGGAAAUCGGACUGACUUGUUCACUCCAACAGGAGGGAGUCAUGUUGUCAAGAGGGCCACAUCUUGUCCCAGUGGCUGGAUUCCUUUCAACGGUCGAUGUUACCUCUAUGUUGCGCAAUCCAUGAUCUGGGCUUUGGCUGAGAGAAACUGUCACUCUCUGGGUGGAAACCUCGCAUCUGUACAAAACUCCAAGGAGUUUGGUGUGAUUCACAUCAUGUCGACAUCGAGCAUCACUCAAAAUCAAGUUGUAGCGUGGAUUGGAGGGUCUGAUGCACAACAGGAGUCACUGUGGUUCUGGAGUGACGGAACGCCUUUCCACUUUACUCAGUGGUGUAAUGGACAGCCUGAUAACGCUGGUGGUCGUCAGAACUGUCUUGGCUUUACUUUUAGAGAUCAGAGAUGCUGGGACGACUUUGCUUGUGAUGCGCAGCUCCCAUCUAUCUGUGUCAGAGAGGACAGAUAAAAACAUGAAGAACCUCGUCUCUCUUUGAGCCACCAGUCUCAUAUUUAACCUGAAGGCUCUAUAUCUCAUUUCACAUCUUUAUUUCUUCUCUAUCGCUGUAACGCUACUUAAGGAACGAAGCGACAAGUGACAUAAACAGCAGCUGGAUUGUCUCUUUAAUACGAGCAGACUGAAUGUGUAAUGAAAAGAAAGCUUUUAGCACAACUUUAUUCUGCAGAGUGAACUGUUUUUUCUUGUCUUAUGCAAAAUUAAAAGUCUC
Messenger RNA from Micropterus dolomieu (smallmouth bass), 1329 nucleotides. Its product is annotated as type-2 ice-structuring protein-like. NCBI's taxonomy places the organism in Eukaryota, Metazoa, Chordata, Actinopteri, Centrarchiformes, Centrarchidae. Bases 528 to 1070 code for a protein of 180 amino acids. The transcript is spliced from 8 exons. Gene Ontology annotation, molecular function: signaling receptor activity. The record is from RefSeq and is a predicted model, not a curated record.